Molecule: messenger RNA, 955 nt
Organism: Anoplophora glabripennis (Asian longhorned beetle)
Lineage: Eukaryota; Metazoa; Arthropoda; Insecta; Coleoptera; Cerambycidae
Product: GPN-loop GTPase 3
Exons: 5
Coding region: 81-911 (276 amino acids)
Molecular function (GO): GTPase activity
Source: RefSeq, a predicted model, not a curated record
AAUAAACAUAACCUAAAAUGAUUGUUUCAUUCUUUGCCCUAAUUUUGCUUUAAUUUUGUAUAAAAUCAAUUCCUUAAAAAAUGAGAUACGCCCAACUAGUCAUAGGACCUGCUGGUAGCGGAAAGUCGACAUACUGCAGCGCUCUUGUACAACAUGGUGUCGACGUGAAAAGGAACAUCGAGGUGGUAAAUCUAGACCCAGCAGCAGAGCAUUUCGACUAUGAACCGUUGGUAGAUAUCAGAGAACUUAUCCAUGUCCAGGACACAAUGGAGGAUGAAGAGCUUCAUUUUGGUCCAAACGGUGGUUUGGUGUUUUGCAUCGAAUAUCUCCUAGAAAAUUCUGAUUGGUUGCGUGACAAAAUGGGCGAUCAAGAGGACGAUUAUAUUUUAUUCGAUUGUCCUGGUCAAAUAGAGUUGUACACACAUCUUACAGCCAUAAGAAAACUUGUAAAGCAGCUGCAAGACUGGAACUUCAGUAUAUGUUCCGUUUUCCUCGUUGAUGUACAGUUUAUGACCGACGGUGCAAAGUUCCUCUCAGGUACGAUGGCUGCGUUAAGUGUUAUGGUCAACUUGGAGCUGCCUCACGUGAAUAUACUGUCAAAAAUGGAUCUCCUGAGCAAAGGCGCAAGAAAACGACUGGAUAGGUUCUUAGAACCAGAUUCGCACGCCAUUCUAGGGGAUAUUGAAUUGUCUGGUAACUCAGCCUUCAACGAAAAGCACCGAAAAUUGACUGAAACCAUAGGAAAGUUAAUAGAAGAUUAUUCCUUAGUGCGUUUCAUUCCUCUCAAUUUGAAGGACCACGAAAGUAUCGGUGAUGUUUUGAUAACUAUAGACAAUGUUAUACAGUUCGGUGAAGAUCAAGAUGUCAAAACGAAAGAUUACGAAGAAGCAGAUGAGGACGACAAAGAUUAGUUUGUUAUAUGGUGUUUUUUUUUUUAAAUAUAAUUUAAAAAAUC